This is a messenger RNA of Ostrinia furnacalis (Asian corn borer), 1867 nucleotides long. Its product is annotated as polyubiquitin-C. The coding region runs from base 139 to 1740 and encodes 533 amino acids. The transcript has 3 exons. Lineage: Eukaryota; Metazoa; Arthropoda; Insecta; Lepidoptera; Crambidae. The record is from RefSeq and is a predicted model, not a curated record. Gene Ontology annotation, molecular function: protein binding.
CAGGACAAGGAGGGAAUCCCUCCAGACCAGCAGCGACUUAUCUUCGCCGGUAAGCAGUUAGAAGAUGGCCGCACCCUUUCUGACUACAACAUCCAGAAAGAGUCCACCCUUCAUCUGGUGCUCCGUCUGCGCGGUGGUAUGCAGAUCUUCGUGAAAACCCUCACAGGCAAGACCAUCACCCUUGAGGUUGAGCCAUCUGACACCAUUGAGAAUGUGAAGGCCAAGAUCCAAGACAAGGAGGGAAUCCCCCCAGACCAGCAGCGACUCAUCUUCGCCGGCAAGCAGUUGGAAGAUGGCCGCACCUUGUCCGACUACAAUAUCCAGAAAGAGUCCACCCUUCAUCUGGUGCUCCGUCUGCGCGGUGGUAUGCAGAUCUUCGUGAAAACCCUCACUGGCAAAACCAUCACCCUCGAGGUUGAGCCAUCUGACACCAUUGAAAAUGUGAAGGCUAAAAUUCAAGACAAAGAGGGAAUCCCCCCAGACCAGCAGCGUCUGAUCUUCGCUGGCAAGCAGUUGGAAGACGGCCGCACCUUGUCCGAUUACAACAUCCAGAAAGAGUCCACUUUGCAUUUAGUACUCCGUCUGCGUGGUGGUAUGCAGAUCUUCGUGAAAACCCUCACCGGCAAGACCAUCACCCUUGAGGUUGAGCCAUCUGACACCAUUGAAAAUGUGAAGGCCAAGAUCCAAGACAAAGAGGGAAUCCCCCCAGACCAGCAGCGUCUCAUCUUCGCUGGCAAGCAGCUCGAGGAUGGCCGCACCUUGUCCGACUACAAUAUCCAGAAAGAGUCCACCCUACAUCUGGUAUUGCGUCUGCGUGGUGGAAUGCAGAUCUUCGUGAAAACCCUCACAGGCAAGACCAUCACCCUUGAGGUUGAGCCAUCUGACACUAUCGAAAAUGUGAAGGCCAAAAUUCAGGACAAGGAGGGUAUCCCCCCAGAUCAGCAGCGACUUAUCUUUGCCGGCAAGCAGCUCGAGGAUGGCCGCACCCUUUCUGACUACAACAUCCAGAAAGAGUCCACCCUUCACCUUGUACUGCGUCUUCGUGGUGGCAUGCAGAUUUUCGUAAAGACUCUCACAGGCAAAACCAUCACUCUGGAGGUUGAGGCCUCUGACACUAUCGAAAAUGUGAAGGCCAAGAUCCAAGACAAGGAGGGAAUCCCCCCAGACCAGCAGCGACUCAUCUUUGCCGGCAAGCAGCUUGAGGAUGGCCGCACCUUGUCCGAUUACAAUAUCCAGAAAGAGUCCACCCUACAUCUGGUAUUGCGUCUACGCGGUGGAAUGCAGAUCUUCGUCAAAACUCUCACAGGCAAGACCAUCACCCUCGAGGUUGAGCCAUCUGACACCAUUGAGAAUGUGAAGGCCAAGAUCCAAGACAAGGAGGGAAUCCCCCCAGACCAGCAGCGACUCAUCUUCGCCGGCAAGCAGCUUGAGGAUGGCCGCACCUUGUCCGAUUACAAUAUCCAGAAAGAGUCCACCCUUCAUCUGGUGCUCCGUCUGCGCGGUGGUAUGCAGAUCUUCGUGAAAACCCUCACAGGCAAGACCAUCACCCUUGAGGUUGAGCCAUCUGACACCAUUGAGAAUGUGAAGGCCAAGAUCCAAGACAAGGAGGGAAUCCCCCCAGACCAGCAGCGACUUAUCUUCGCCGGCAAGCAGUUGGAAGAUGGCCGCACCCUCUCCGACUAUAACAUCCAGAAAGAGUCCACCCUUCACCUUGUAUUGCGUCUGCGUGGUGGCAAUUAAAUUACGCCAAUAACAAUUUCUUCAGUAUUACUGUAUUUCUGUCUACUUUUCUGUGUUAUCUGACUUCUCAAUGUAAUCAUUCCAUUUAAAUUGCAACCAAUAAAUGAAACUUGAUUAGAAGCUUGAA